This is a messenger RNA of Patella vulgata (common limpet), 2606 nucleotides long. Its product is annotated as homeobox protein Mohawk. Gene Ontology annotation, biological process: regulation of transcription by RNA polymerase II; muscle organ development; cell development. The record is from RefSeq and is a predicted model, not a curated record. Gene Ontology annotation, molecular function: DNA-binding transcription factor activity, RNA polymerase II-specific; RNA polymerase II cis-regulatory region sequence-specific DNA binding. The coding region runs from base 527 to 1582 and encodes 351 amino acids. The transcript is spliced from 5 exons. Gene Ontology annotation, cellular component: nucleus. NCBI's taxonomy places the organism in Eukaryota, Metazoa, Mollusca, Gastropoda, Patellidae.
UGAGAUUCUCUAGCGUAUGAAAAGGGCUGGGUGAUGGGGAUAUUAAAUUCAGUGUUACUAUUUAUAGAGCUGAUUCCAUCACUGUUAGAUCUUAGCGGUAGCCGCGGUCAGCUGGGGGAUUUAUUUGAAGGGAAAGGCUUCUUUUAAUUGCACGGGUCCGACAAGCACGCCGUUAGCAGUGCCUACUUGAGAAGGAACGUGCUUGACCACGCGGCGAUUGCCAGAAAAGUACAUCUCGUGCAUAAAUCAAUUAGAGAUGAAUAUUGUCAGUCAAGACGUACAGCUGUGAAUUGAGGAAUUUGAUUGGUUGAACUGUAUAUGUUUAUAUGUGGUAUACGAAAGGUUCAGCUGUAGUAUAUUUACCGUGGUAUAACGAUGUGUAUCGUAUAAUAAGGUGGAGAAUACUACAGGAAUAUCCAACACUAAAAGUGUGCAUUAUAUAAACGAGGGGACUUCACAAUCCAAACUGUCACCACCACAAAGUGUUCAAUCGCUUCCACCCUCGGUCAGAUGUGAGAAAGGGGAUAUGGCGGGGGGUGAAACGGACCCUAAUUAUGGAGGAUUGAGGGAGUGGGGAGAGGGGGAGGGGAAUCAAAAUAAUGGAUUACUUGUGGACGAUACUAGUACGGGAUUAGCCGAUCAGAAUAAUAAUUUUCACACCACGGAUAAAGAAAGUUCGGAUAAUAAUUUCACGGAUCAUGGAAAUGAUUUUAAUGAUAACAGCUAUACCUCGAAUUGUCGCAGUCUUCGUACACGCACACGCGCACGCAACAGGAAACUCUUCCCAGAAAAGGUUCAUCACAAACGACAGACAUUACAAGAUAUGGCUCGCCCGUUAAAACAGUGGCUGUAUAGGAAUAAAGAUAACCCAUAUCCAUCAAAAUCACAGAAACUUUCAUUGGCUGCUGGCAGUCACAUGACACUCGUGCAGGUGUCUAAUUGGUUCGCGAAUGCUCGACGUCGUUUGAAAAAUGUUGUGAAGGAACCCAAUAUCACCUGGGCGCGAAGAGUUAAACUUUAUAAUGAAAAUGUUGUUGGUAAUGCCGAAUUAUUUAGUAUUAGUUCAGAUGACACCGUGUGGGACUGGGACGAUAACAGUGAAGUACAGAAUAAUACAUUCCCCAUAGACCAAGCUGUCAUGAUCUCAGUGUUAAACACAGCAGCAAACCAAGAUCUCGUUCCUUCUCGUACAAACACGCCAACGCCCGAGAAUGGAAGUGAUGGUCUCCUAUCCCAUGUGCCUGAUUCGCUAAAAUACAAACAAACCAUUUUACAACGUUACCUUAGUGACGCCUAUCAACGUACAGUUGACGUAGACGAAGGAAUUUUAACGAAUAAACGUGAUCGACGUCAGUCUGGGUCAUUAGGAUCACGUGACUAUGAAGAAAUGUCGACGUCAUCGGCUUCAUCAAGAAUAAAUUACCGAGUCCACGACGAUUUUGGUGAAGAAGUAGAAUUCCUGACUGGUAAAAAACGUAAAACUACUGAGGAAAUGGGACAACAGGAGGAUGACAUGAGACAAAAAGAAAUGGACGCCAUCUUUGCCUUGACAAGCCUGGCUAAUUCUCGAACCAGACCGUGACGUCAUUAUUUAAAAGUGCUAAUCACUGUACAUAGCAUAAUAUAUGUAAAUAAAUAAAUAAAUAAAUAAAUAAAAACAUAAAAACAUAUAUUAUAUAACUUGAGGACUGACGGUAAUCCUUGUUUUUAUCAAAACCGGAGAAAUAUAUGAUUGUAAUUCGUUUUUUUUUUUGUUUUUUUUUUUAUAUUUUCAUUUGUUUAUAUUAAACUGUCACUUCAUACAUAUAUUGAUAUAAUAGCUGUAGAGAGCGAGGAAUUAUUCUAUUUUAAAUCAGAGAGAGAAAUCGUUGAAUAUUGUAGUAGAUUUAUCUUCAUAAAAUAUUCUGUAUGUAAAAUUACAGACAGAGAGACAAAUCGUUAAAUAUUACAGUAAAUUUAUCUUGAUAAAAAAUUCUGUAUAUACUAUAUAUAAAAAAAAGAUACCCAAGGGAGUAGGCUCGACUUAUAAAAAAUGGUUUAAAAAAAGAAAAAUGGUCUCCCCGUCUAUCUUAAUCGUUAUUCUUCAUCAUGUUUUUAAUAAAUCGUUUUAAUAUUAUUAUUAUUAUUAUAUGUAUCAAUAUCGUCAUCUUAUCGUAUUAUUAUUAUUAUUAUUAUUCAUAAUUAUAAGUUUUAUUUACUCGUUGCAUUUAGAAUGUAGUUAUUGAACGAAUGACGUCGAUGUCCAGUCUUGUCAUUAUUUUUUUAAUUUCUCGAUUGUCCAGUUUCUUAUGAUAAUUAUCACACUGUAAAAUGUUGAUUUUAUACACUGGAUAACCAGAUCUGUUCAGUCACCAUGGUAAUUUGUUCCGUGACCAUGGUAACAUAAAUUUGUGUUGUUAUAAGUGUAUUCAUGAAAGUAUAUGAUGAACCCAAUAUGUUUUAUUUUUGAAAUACAUGUAUAUUUAGAUGACGUUUCGAUUAUCCAGCGAUAAUAUAUAUAUAUAUAUAUCACCAUGGUAACUAUAACGUUUUGUGGUAUGACGUCAGCAGGUUUUGUCUUGUAUAAUUUGUUAUAUUUACAGACAAUAAAGGUCAUCUACGCAUUA